AUGCACAGGGCAAAGCUGAAGACUCCGACGAUCCUGUACAAUUGUUGGAGAAACUUCGUGCUGUACGCCGUGCCCAACGACUCCGCAAGAAGGAGAAGCGCAGGACAGCCAAGCAGGUGGCUCAAGAUGGUCCAGCCUCUCCUAUUCUUCCUGAUGGCCUUCAGCCUGUCGUUGAAGCCAUUCCACCUCCAGCAGGUGCAGCCGGCCCAAGCGCAGACCUCGGGGGAAGUCAUGCUGCAGAGCCCGCUCCGGCACUUGCUCUACGUUCAGGCGCUGAUUCACCCUCGCAGUCUGAAGGUACCCUCAAUUCCCAGCACCCGCUCCCCGAGUCUAUUGCUGGGAGUGCAAUUGGCGCCAGUUCUUGCCACACACUGGGGCGAGAACCAUCAGGGCCACCUGCACGUGCCAAAGAUCCUGCACGAUCUAGUGCACACCAACAGGGAGCUUCGUCAGGGAAGCCUUCCUUUGGACGUGUUGAGGGCGAUGCUGGACCCAAAUCUGGCCGGCCUCAGCCUUACCCGGGACGGAAGAAGUAGCCUGCCCCUCUUCCGUUCAUGCGGCAGUCCCGACAUUGCCGUUUCCAUAUGUGCUCAGGUAUUCUAG
This is a messenger RNA of Prorocentrum cordatum, 603 nucleotides long. The record is from the annotation of a GenBank genome assembly. Lineage: Eukaryota; Dinophyceae; Prorocentrales; Prorocentraceae.